Messenger RNA from Numida meleagris (helmeted guineafowl), 4285 nucleotides. It is a transcript of the gene RIPOR3, whose product is annotated as RIPOR family member 3. The coding region runs from base 541 to 3363 and encodes 940 amino acids. NCBI's taxonomy places the organism in Eukaryota, Metazoa, Chordata, Aves, Galliformes, Numididae. The record is from RefSeq and is a predicted model, not a curated record. The transcript has 22 exons.
GGGUGCGCCCUGCUUAAUAGCAGAGGGUCCGAGCCGCGACCGCAAGCUCGGCAUGUGCCGGAGUCUCGCUGCACUUUCCCAGCCCCCCUGCCAGCAUGAGGGGGGUCGGAGGGAGGGAGGCAGCGAGGGGGACAGGGCGAUCGGCGUCCAGCAGCAAACGGCCGCUGCGGAGCCGCGGCUUCCUGGAAGCGGAGCGCAGCUGGGUGGCGGACGGCGGCGAUAAGCGGCGGCUAUCGGGGCCCUCCCGGCGACACGGCCUUUCCGCGUCCCCGACGGCCGCCGCGGCAGCGCUGCGGGACUGCCGAGGGGACAGGUAGCCGGCAGCUGGCCGAGCCGGCUCCGGGCGGAGAGAGAGAGGCGGCGGCUCGGGCCGCUGCGUCCCGGCGGAGCUCCGGCCCGGCCCCGGCGACGAGGUGUACCAGGAAGCGGCGUGGCAGCUGCGGCGCUUCGGGCAACGGCAGAGGAGCGGCGUUCGAGGGCCGCGGGGCAGCCGAGGCACCGGCACCGCACCGGAUCCAGCAGACUUACUGAUUGGCAAUCAUGUCGGUCAAACUCACAUUCGUCUCUUCUGGUGAUGGAGGUGGUAUCAGCAGGAGUUGUUCCUUCACUGGAUUCAGCACUGUGCAAAGCAGAAAAUUAGCAAAGUCUCUCAGCAGAAGCUCAGUGAGAUCAAGAAUGUCAUUGAAAUCCCCCAAGGCUUAUUCUUCACUGCAGAAAGCGGCAGUCAUCUGGGAUCCAAAACCACUGCAGGUGAAGAAAACUUUUGAAGCUUUGAAGAAAGGACUCAAUGAGUACUUGGAAGCACAUCAGGCUGAGUUGGAUUACCUUUCUGAUCGACACAAAGAUACAAAAAGGAACUCCAGAUUGGCCUUCUACUAUGACCUUGAUAAGCAAAUUCGCUCUGUGGAGAGAUACAUUAGAAAACUGGAGUUCCACAUAAGCAAAGUAGAAGAACUCUAUGAAGCUUACUGUAUCCAGUGCAGACUACGAGAUGGGGCCACUAAUAUGAAACAUGCCUUUUCCUUGUCUCCUUCCACCAAAGCCUCCAGGGAGAGCCUAGUGGAGCUCUACAAGAACUUUCAGGAGUGUACAGAGGACAUGUGCUUCAUAGAAGGGGCGUUAGAAGUCCAUUUAGGAGAGUUUCACUUGAAGAUGAAAGGCUUGGUGGGAUUUGCGCGUCUCUGCCCAGGUGACCAGUAUGAGGUUUUUGUGCGACUGGGACGCCAAAAAUGGAGGCUGAAAGGCAAGAUUGAGACUGAUGACAGCCAAACAUGGGAUGAUGAAGAAAAGAUCUUUAUACCCAAUCUCCAUGAGCAGUUUGAAAUCAAGGUGACAGAACUGCGAGGACUGGCCACAGUUCUAGUUGGUGUCGUGACGUGUGACUGCAUAAACUUCUUUACAACCAAGCCUCAAGCAAUCAUUGUGGAUAUAACCGAACUGGGCACUAUCAAGCUACAGCUGGAAGUCCUCUGGAACCCCUUUGACACAGAGAACCUGUUUUUGUCACCUGGAACCACUGCCAAGUUUUCUGUGGGUAGCAGGAAGAGCUCUUUAUACAACUGGACCCCACCAAAUACUCCCAGCUUCAGAGAGAAGUACUACUCGACUGUUUUGCAGCAAAGACAGAACCAAGGGGAUGUAAGUGGUGAAGCUCAGCCUCCUAGCAUACUGAGUUACUUGGCUGCCUGUGAUUUCAGUGAACGUGAGAAGAGUAAACCUCAGAAUCCUGCAGAGUCAAGUGAAGGAGACUCAUUCAGCUCUGAGGAUCAGAGAGGGACAGAAUCCAGAAUUACAGCUCAAGACCAUAGGACAUUGCCAUUGGUGAUUAUUCAAGAGACUUGUGCAGAAGAGCAAUAUCCUCUUCCAAAUCAUGCAACUCUAGAUAUUCUGAAGAAGACUCCAUGUGUGGACACAUUUCCAAGUAACCCACCUAGUUUUCUGAGUCAUGGAAAAUGUGGUAGAAGUUUAAACCAGACCAGAAAUGGCGUUCUGACAGAACAAGAAAGCAUUAGCCAGAGAAGCUUGAAUGCUGCAAAUGACAUAAAACCAGAUGGAUGUGCAAAGUCAAUUGACAAGACUCUCCAAGAAGUGUUAAAUUUGCUGAAAUUCCAUGAUGUUGGGCAAGCCCAGUUGGAGAAAUUGGAAUAUCAAGUUUUAACUCUGAGGGAUAAAUUAAAGCUAAAGACACUUCAUCACAGACAUUCAUCUAUGGAAAGUUUAAUGGUGGAGACAGUGCUGGAAAGUUUUAACUUUUUAAAUGCUGACUGUAGUGCUGAUGAAAUUUCAUUAUUUGGAAGCAUAAGAACAGCCAGUAUCAGCAGCACGUACAAUGACAACACGUUUCAGUCCCUGAACUGUGAACUGAAAAUAGAAGCAAGAGAUGUAACUACUGGUGAUGACAACUUAGAUGUACUUUUAAUAACUCAUCUGAAGCUGUGCAAAGCCCUUUUGCAGAAACUGAGGUCCCCAAAUGUAGCCCAGAUUGUCCAAGAGAACGUUUUGGAAGAAGUGUCAGAGCAGUCGCGAGUCCUGGGGGAUGUCUUGGAUCUGUCUGUUGAAGAAAUUAUUCAGAAGGCUAAGAAGAAGAAGCACUAUCUGAAAAUCUGGAGUGAUCUUGCAGAACCUGGCAAUAUCUUGUUUGCUGCAGCAGAAAGAUUCCAUCAUGCACUGAAGUACACAUUGGCGCUCAAAGUGAAGGAAAAAUACCCUGGCCAAUUAGAGUCAGUUUUGCGAAGAUUGCUGGAGCAGCUCGUCACCUGCGAUGGCUUGCUGCCCUCUCCAUAUCUCCAAACAGAACCCGUUACUUUAUUCCAGUUUUAUAGCUACCUGGAGAAGCACCAAAUUACCAGCCUGGAAAAACACGUAGGAAAACUUGCUAAAGAAGUGAUGCUAAUUGAGGAACUACAGUGCCCUGGACGGCUGAAGACCCUUAAAAAAUUGAAAGGAAAGCGUCUGAAUGGGCUCCAGCCUCUACCGCAGUCUUUGCGGCUACUUGGGAUUUUACAGCUUGAUGACAACCACCGCGUCAGCAAAGCAGCCACAUCCUGCCUCUCCCGUGCAGCAGCAAACAAGAACUUUAGGGAAAAGGCUCUCCUUUUUUACACUGAUGUUUUAGGUGGCUGUGAUGCAAGACUUCAGCAAGCUGCGUGUUUGGCCCUUAAGAAUCUCAGAGGCAUAGAGAGUAUUGAGCAGGUUGCCCACCUGUGCCAGUCUGAAACAGAGGAUGUAAGGAAUGCAGCCAGGGAAACAACGCUGUCCUUUGGUGAAAAGGGACGGCAAGCCUUUGAGAAAAUGGACAGGAUUUGCUGUGAACUAAGGGACACUGUGCAGCAAGAGGCUGAAAUUGAGAUCACGGUAUUUUAGUAGUGGAAUGUAAGGAGCUAAAUCACACUGCCCUCACAGCCACUUACAGGCACGCGAGGGUUUAGUUGCGUUGUUUAUCGGCGUCUCGUUUGCUCACACCCUGCUAUGUACGCGCUGCCCGCUGACAGUAGUUUUGUUUCCAGAGUGGACACAGUUUGCAAUCUAAAUCAAAUAGACUGGAAUCUUUUUUUUCUUCACUUUCAGCAUGAUCAUCUGAAAUGCUGAAGAAAAAAAACAAACUAGGGUCUGUAAGGAUGUAGAACCAGGCUGCUGUGUGAGUGCAGGCUGCAUCUCACAGGGCUGGCUGCCCCCGCACCAGCGCGGUCCCGUCCGAUCUGUUUUCCUGUUUGCGUUUCUCUGAGGAAUGAAAUGAUCCUCCUGCUGACAGCAGGUUAUUUACGUCAGCUGCCAUGUGAAUUAGAAAAAUCUAGCAGCAUUGUUUGGUGGUUGCUUUUUUUUAAUAGUUUUGUUGCAGAAGGAAAGCUUGUUAAAGCUUGUUGCUUCAAAAGCCUUUUUUUUUUUUUUUUUGUAAUCAGCGCAACUGAGGACAGGCUUGAGCAAGGAUGGGAGAGGACAAAUAGCGUAUAUCCUCAGCAGUGCACGAGGGGAAGUUAUUUAUCAUAUUAGCCACGUACAAAUCAGACUGCCCUAGGGAUAGAGCUGAGUAAGUUUUUUAGGAAAAAAAGCAUUUUAUUCCUUUAGUCAUAGGUUAAGAUUUUGUAUAACCACAUUCCCACUGUCAGGCUCCUUUCUCUCCACCUCCUUAACAUCGAGGAGGGUAACCAUGACGUGAAAUCUGGCUUCAGGUAAAAUACUUGAAAGGCUUGUGUGUAUAUAUUUUAUAUAUAUAAUACUUUUCUAUUCGGUAUUUAUUUGUUGGAUUUCAUACUUUCUGGACUUCUAAUAAAACUUUGGAGACAAA